ACCUAAUAAUACUACUUUUGCCUUUUUAAGAAUUCUAUUGCAAAAAGAAAUAAUAUGAAGCCAUUUGUUGCAACAUUCAUCCUUAUAGCACUUGUACUCUUGAGCUCUUCUCUCCUUCAUUUCACCAUGGCUGAUGAUUCUGGUUUUUGUGACUCAAAGUGUGCGGUGAGAUGUUCAAAGGCAGGGAGGCAAGAUAGAUGUCUAAAGUAUUGCGGGAUAUGUUGCGAAGAGUGUCACUGCGUGCCUUCUGGGACGUAUGGAAAUAAGGACGAAUGCCCGUGCUAUAGGGACAAGAAGAACUCUAAAGGGCAGUCUAAAUGCCCCUAGAGUGACUAUAAACAUGUUCCUUUUCUAUGGUAACGUCUAAUAACUAAAACUCUUCAAUGAAAAAAAAAAAGGCUUCCAUUUUGUAUAGAAGACAUGGUUGUCUCAUAUGAAUGAUAGAUGAAAUGGAUGGACUAUGACUAUGGAACAAAUGUUGUAGAUUGGUAUGUAUACGUGAAAAUUAAAUAAUGGU
Molecule: messenger RNA, 517 nt
Organism: Erigeron canadensis
Lineage: Eukaryota; Viridiplantae; Streptophyta; Magnoliopsida; Asterales; Asteraceae
Product: peamaclein-like
Exons: 2
Coding region: 55-327 (90 amino acids)
Source: RefSeq, a predicted model, not a curated record